Messenger RNA from Pedinophyceae sp. YPF-701, 1521 nucleotides. Lineage: Eukaryota; Viridiplantae; Chlorophyta; Pedinophyceae. The record is from the annotation of a GenBank genome assembly.
AUGAAGAGCAUGGUGGGUGCGGCGACCCCUGCUACCGCGGACGUGCGGUCGCGGGCGGCCAGCAUGGCGAGCAGCAGCUUCACCGGCGCGCGGGUGACGCACGCGAAGCAGGCCCGCGUGGUGUCGCGCAAGGCUGAGCUGACGGUGACGGCGAAGGUGGGGGGCAAGUCGAAGCAGGCCAAGCCCGUGGUGGACAAGCGGGCCCCCAACAACCCCACGACGGUGUCCGCGAUCAUCCUGGGCGGCGGCGCCGGCUCGCGGCUGUACCCGCUGACCAAGUCCCGCGCGAAGCCCGCGGUGCCGAUCGGCGGGCUGUACCGUCUGAUCGACGUUCCGAUGUCGAACUGCAUCAACUCGGGCAUCAACAAGGUGUACAUCCUGACGCAGUACAACAGCACGUCGCUGAACCGGCACAUGGGGCAGACGUACAACCUGGGCAACCUGCAGACGGGGAGCCAGGGCUUCGUGGAGGUGCUGGCGGCCACGCAGACCCCGACGGACAAGAACUGGUUCCAGGGCACGGCCGACGCGGUGCGGCAGUACGCGUGGCUGCUCGAGGACAUCAAGAACCGGAACAUCGAGGACAUCGUCAUCCUCUCGGGCGACCACCUGUACCGCAUGGACUACAUGCAGUUCGUUGACGCGCACCGCGAGUCGGGCGCGGACAUCACGCUGGGGUGCAUCCCGUGCGACGACGAGCGCGCGUCGGACUUCGGGCUGAUGAAGAUCGACGACGAGGGCGCGGUGACCGAGUUCGCGGAGAAGCCCAAGGGCGACGCGCUCAAGGCCAUGCAGGUCGACACCACCGUCCUGGGCCUGAGCCCCGAGAAGGCCAAGCAGAUGCCCUACAUCGCGUCGAUGGGCAUCUACGUCUUCAAGAAGGACGUCCUCCUGCAGCUGCUCAAGUACAAGUACCCGCACGCCCACGACUUCGGCGGCGAGAUCAUCCCCGCGGCCGCCGCGCAGGGCCUGCGCGUGCAGGCCUACCUGUUCGACGACUACUGGGAGGACAUCGGGACGAUCAAGGCCUUCUUCGAGGCCAACCUCGCGCUCGCGAACCAGCCCCCGGCGUUCGAGUUCUACGACCCGGACUUCCCCGUGUACACCUACCCGCACUACCUGCCGCCGGCCAACGUGCUGCAGGCGCAGGUCGACCGCAGCAUCGUGUGCUCGGGGUCGUCCAUCGGGCAGGGCGCGAAGAUCAAGAACUCCAUCAUCGGGCUGCGCUCCACCAUCGGCGCCAACUGCGACAUUGACCGGGCCUACGUCAUGGGCGCCGACUACUUCGAGACGCCGGCGCAGGUGCUGAGCGAGGGCAACGGGAUGCCCAUGGGCGUCGGCGAGGGCACCACGCUGCGCAACACCAUCGUCGACAAGAACGCGCGCAUCGGCAAGGGCUGCACCAUUGUCAACAAGGCCGGCGUCGAGGAGGCCAACCGCGAGGACGAGGGCAUCUACAUCCGCUCCGGGAUCGUCACCGUGCUGCGCAACGCCACCGUCGACGACGGCACCACCAUCUAA